AUGCCAGCGCAACGGCAGAGAAAGGUGGCCAUUGUUGGCAGUCGGUCCGUCGGCAAGUCGUCGCUCGCCGUCCAGUUUGUCGACGGCCACUUUGUCGAAAGCUACUACCCGACGAUUGAAAACACAUUCAGCAAGACGAUUCGGCACAACGGCCAGGACUACCUGACGGAAAUCGUCGACACCGCCGGCCAAGACGAGUACAGCAUUCUGAAUUCGAAGCACUUCAUCGGCAUACACGGCUACAUGCUCGUGUACUCGGUCUCGUCCUUGCCAUCCUUUGAGAUUGUCCAGGUCAUCCGCGAGAAGAUUCUAAAUCACCUGGGGACCGAGUCGGUGCCCAUCGUCAUCGUCGGCAACAAGAGCGACCUGCGACCCGACCAGCGGCAAGUCAGCGCCGAGGAAGGCAAGAAGGUCGCCGAGAAAUUCCACUGCGGCUGGACCGAGGCGAGCGCGCGGUACAACGAGAACGUCGCCCGGGCCUUUGAGCUGCUCAUCGCCCAGAUCGAGAAGUCGCAGAACCCCGGCGAGGCACCGAAGCAGAGCAAUUGCCUUCUCAUGUAG
Drechmeria coniospora is the source of this 561-nucleotide messenger RNA. Its product is annotated as rheb small monomeric GTPase RhbA. The transcript has 3 exons. The record is from RefSeq and is a predicted model, not a curated record. Gene Ontology annotation, molecular function: GTP binding; GDP binding; GTPase activity. Gene Ontology annotation, biological process: small GTPase-mediated signal transduction. Gene Ontology annotation, cellular component: plasma membrane. Bases 1 to 561 code for a protein of 186 amino acids. NCBI's taxonomy places the organism in Eukaryota, Fungi, Ascomycota, Sordariomycetes, Hypocreales, Ophiocordycipitaceae.